AAUGCAAUAAUUCAAUACCUACAACACCGCACUAUCAAACACCACCGUUUUCAUUCAUCGUACAAUAUUGACGCACACGUAUAGAAUACGGAAAUCCCCCCAAUAAACGGAAAUUCGUUUUAAUUCCUCUAAUAAUAGGGUUAAAAGUGGACCAGCGGGAUGGAGUAUUUCGUCGUCGCACGCAAAAACGAUUUUCCCUCCAACGCCGGGCUACGUCAGUUCGUAGCCAUCUUCGGACGAAGCAACACGCUACGCGCGACGCCAUUUUGGAAAUCCAUUUCCACUAAUUCUAAUACAAAAACCCCGCCCGCACGCAUAAAAACCCGGUGCUUUGUGUGGUUAAAACCUAGUGGCUAAAUUGGAGUGUUCAAUUUGUGUGUCAGUGUUUUUUCUGUGGUGACUUAUCUCUGGAGGUGAUUGUGAGAUAAUACACGAUCUCGGACGACUUUCGUGGAUUUUUCGUAUAAAAAGGAUGCGGAAAGAAAUAUGAUUGAGGCCGGUCGUCACGCGAUUCUAGCCGGCCAGUGCUGAGCUGCCACAGAGUAGCGGCGGUGUUGGCGCCGUGUCACCUCGAUGAUAUCCUGUGUGCGUUGUGACAGCUGACAUGAGCUGCAAGCUGUCAUGUCAACCAAGAAGCAUUCGCCGCAGCCGAAGCGGUCAGAAGCGCUGAGCGGUCGACUCUCCAAGUCGGCAUCAGAGCUGUCUUGCGCUCCAGGCUCGCCCCCCGCACCCCCCCGCGCCCGCUCCGCGCAUCACCACCACGCGCCGCUGUCCGUGGUGCAUAGGACGCAACACUUCUUCACUAGCCUUAAGUCGCGAUGGCAGCGCAGCCGGAGCCGGGAGCGAUGCCCCGCCGGCACCUCGCUGACGGUGGCCCCUGGAGACAGCAGCGGCACCGAGUAUGCAGCUGACCAUAGCUCGGAGCAAAGCACGCCGGCUAACUCACCACGACAUCGAGGGAAACGAGAGCUGUCGAUGACUCGUCAAGUGUCGACGGACCCGGCGCCGUCCACGUCGGGCACCCCCGCGCACCACCCGCGCUCCGCCGCCGACCUGCUGCUGGAACCUGAUGAAGGCCAGAGACAAAGGGAGCACCAGCUGAGGUUAUACUCGUUCUUCCAACUCCGUGUCCAUUUGAAAAGAGGAAUAAACUUGGUGGCCAUGGACAAGAAUGGCUUGUUGUCAGGCACCAGCGACCCCUACGUCAAGUUCAAGAGUGGAGGAAGACUGCUGCACAAAUCCAAGAUUAUAUAUCGGGACCUGAAUCCGGUGUGGGAUGAGAGUUUCACCGUGCCGAUUGAAGAUCCGUUCCAACCGGUUCAGAUUAAGGUGUUCGACUACGACUGGGGCCUCCAAGACGACUUCAUGGGCUCCUGCCUAGUAGACCUCACUGCCCUGGAGCUGGGCCGGGGGCAGGACCUGGCGCUAUGUCUGCGCGACCCCGCCAAGCCGGCGGCGGCCCUGGGCGAGCUGCUGCUCCACGUCACGCUGUGGCCCAAGUCGCAGGAGGAUAAGGAACAGUACCUCCUAAAGAACACUAAGCUGAGCGACGUGAACAAGCGGCUCAAAGCCCAGAUCUGGAGCUCGGUGGUCACCAUCGUGCUGGUGGAAGCCAAGAACCUGCCAGCCAUGGACCUGGACACCAGGUCCAGCGACCCUUAUUGUAAGUUUAGGUUAGGCAACGAGAAGUACAAAAGCAAGGUGGUCUGGAAAUCCCUCCAUCCGUCAUGGCUGGAGCAGUUCGACCUUCACCUCUAUGAUGACCAGGAGCAAGUUCUGGAAGUCUCUGUGUGGGACAAGGACAAACAGACGAAGGACGACUUCUUGGGACGAUGUCAAAUAGAUCUCUCGAAGCUCGAGCGCGAAAUAACCCACAACAUCUGGCAAGACCUCGAGGACGGGAACGGCCAGAUCUUCCUUCUCCUCACCAUCAGCGGCACCACCCAGUCGGAGACCAUCACGGACCUGACCAGCUAUAGAGAGAACCCCAGGGACCGGGAGAUCAUUGAGAGGAGAUAUGCGUGGUACCGUCUCAACGAGACCGCGAGCGGCGUGGGCUGGCUCUGCGUCAAGGUGUACGGGGCCAAGGGUCUCGCUGCAGCGGACCUGGGAGGGAAGUCUGACCCGUUCUGUGUGCUGGAGCUGGGCAACGCGAGGCUCCAGACGCACACGGAGUACAAGACUCUGACGCCGAACUGGAUGAAGAUCUUUACUUUUACAGUGAAAGACAUAGCCUCAAUCCUGGAGAUCACAGUCUACGAUGAGGACUCAGACCACAAGGUGGAGUUCCUGGGCAAGUUGGCGCUGCCACUGCUCACCAUCAGGAAUGGGGAGAAGAGAUGGUACGCGUUGAAAGACAAGAAGAUGAGGGCGCGCGCGAAGGGGAACUGCCCGCAGAUCCUGCUGGAGAUGUCCGUCAUCUGGAACCCUCUGAAAGCAGCAAUCAGAGCGAUAAACCCGGCUGAGCCGAAGUACAUGCACCAAGAGGCGAAGUUCAAGAGGCAACUGUUCAUCAGAAACGUGAUGAGGCUCAAAGCGAUCAUCAUGUGGUUCAUAGAAGUUGGCAAGAUUUUACAAGACUGUUUCGAGUGGGAGUCCAAACUGCUCUCAUUUCUCGGCGUGAUGGCGUGGCUGGUGUUCUGCUACUACUACGAGCAGUGGAUGCUGCCCUUCAUCAUUCUGCUGUUCUUCGCGAGAAACUGGCUUAUUUACCGGCUCACUGUGCGAAUUAAACUUUUGUACCGGGAAUUUAUGAACGAUCCGGACUUGUUUCUUCAUAAUUUAAUUAGAGGAAAUCCACUGUUGAUACCGGUAGACGAUGAGGACCUACUAGCUGAAGAGGAUGAUGAGGAUGAAGAGAAUAAGGAGGAGAAGAAAUCGCUGAAGGAGCGACUGCAGGCGAUACAGGAGGUCACUCAGACUGUGCAGAACGCCAUCGGAUACGUCGCCAAUUUAGGGGAAGCUGUUAAAAAUUUAAUGAACUUCACGGUGCCAUAUCUUAGUUAUUUAGCAAUAAUAAUGUUGAUCGGAGCCAUGGUGGUCGUCUACAUCAUACCGCUCAAGUACUUACUCAUGGCUUGGGGUGUAAAUAAGUUCACUAGGAAAAUAUUAAGACCCCACACGAUACCCAAUAACGAAGUUUUAGACUUAUUGUCCAGAGUUCCGGACGAUGAGACUCUGCUGGACUGCAGAGAGCUAAAGCACCCCAACGAGCACAGACGCGACGCGAGGAAGAAACACAAAGUGUCGUAGCAAAGCCCCGUCGUGGUCCAACGCAGGAUCAAGACUUACCUCAAUAGAGUCAAAGACAGAAUAUGCGAGAGCACUGAAGAAGAAGUGUUUUAAACACGGCAGAAUGGCGGGUUUUUUUAAGGAAAAAAUUGGGAAAUUAGUCGAAAAAAGGUUAGAGCAUCCCGAAUUUGGAGUUUUAUAUCGAGUUCUUAGUUAGAGAACCUGCAGAAAACAAGUUUUUUUGGUUGAUUUUAAAGGCAUUUUUUUGUUAAAUGCCUUCAUAAUCAACCUUGUUAAAAUAUUUUAAUGUUUUUAGAUCUGUUUCUUUUUUAUAAAACACUGGUGGUUUUGUAAAAUAAUUGUUAAGUAUUAUUUUUUGUAUAACGGUAAAAACACCUCUCACAAAAUCAUUGACAUAGGUUAGAUAGCUUAUACUUUGUUGUGUGUUUGAUCCAAUCCGACGUUAC
Messenger RNA from Plutella xylostella (diamondback moth), 3698 nucleotides. RefSeq names its product multiple C2 domain and transmembrane region protein (gene Mctp). The record is from RefSeq and is a predicted model, not a curated record. Gene Ontology annotation, cellular component: synaptic vesicle membrane. NCBI's taxonomy places the organism in Eukaryota, Metazoa, Arthropoda, Insecta, Lepidoptera, Plutellidae. Gene Ontology annotation, molecular function: calcium ion binding. Gene Ontology annotation, biological process: regulation of neurotransmitter secretion.